Oncorhynchus masou masou (cherry salmon) is the source of this 1542-nucleotide messenger RNA. RefSeq names its product fasciculation and elongation protein zeta-2-like. Gene Ontology annotation, cellular component: cytoplasm; axon. The transcript has 9 exons. Bases 1 to 1179 code for a protein of 392 amino acids. Lineage: Eukaryota; Metazoa; Chordata; Actinopteri; Salmoniformes; Salmonidae. The record is from RefSeq and is a predicted model, not a curated record.
AUGGCGGCGCCCCUUGCACAUUUCGAUGACGAGUGGCACGAUUUUAAGGAAUUUGAGCCGGUCUCAGAGCAGGGGACUCAGAUGGACCGAGUAAACUUGGUUGCCGAGCAGUUGACAGGCGUUCUGAGGGUCCUUCCAGAGCUCAACAACAGCUUUUCGGGAGAAAUAGGCGGCCUCAAGUCCAUGGAAGAUCUGGUGACUGAUUUCGACGAGAAAUUGGCAGUGUGUUUCCGAAAUGUCAACACCCAAACGGAGAACAUUGCCCCUGUAAACAUUAUCGCCGAGGACACAACGUUGAGGAACGAUGAGAUCUGGGAUGCUCUCGCAGAUAAUUAUGGUAAUGUCAUGGCAGUGGAUUGGAAACAGUCUCGAACGCGCUCCCUCCAUCUCCCCACUCUAAUCCUCAAAGACGAACCAAGGGUGGAUGAUGUAACACUGGAGCUGUCCGACGAUGAGCUGAGGGAACAGAUGGACAUGCACACCAUCAUCGUCUCCUGCCUCAAUGACAAACCCCUCUUACCCGCAGAACAGGUUAUUGAGGAGAUAGAGGAGAUGAUGCAGGACUCUCCUGACUUGGGGGCAGAGCAGAACCACCCCUCUCAGUCAGACCUCUCCAUGCUCUCUAUGGACAUCCAGCGCCCCAGAACAAACCACAGCUACGAAGAGCGAGAGAUGACCCUGUGUGUAGCAGAGCUGAAUGAGCGGCUGGAGGAGGUGGAGAUGGCCAUCAGACAUUACAGUGAGGAGCUGAUUCAACACCUGGCCCUCAGGGACGAGCUGGACUUUGAAAAAGAGGUGAAGAACAGCUUCAUCUCUAUCCUGAUAGAUGUGCAAAACAGACAGAAGGAACACAGGGAACUACUGAAGAAAAAGAAAAAACUCAAGAGUGGUACCGGGGCCCCGCAGGGCCGACCAGAGAGAACACAAGCACUAGGAUCACGCUUUAGCAUGGUGGGGCUCUCCUCUGCCAUUCAAAAUGGCUUCCAGCAAACUUUUGGGAGUGGUGGGAGUGAAAGACAGUAUCUGACCACAGUAAUUCCAUAUGAGAAGAAAGGAGGCCCUCCAUCGGUGGAAGAUCUUCAGAUCCUUACCCAAAUCCUGCAAGCUAUGAGAGACGACAGUGACAAGGUGCCCAGGCUUCUGACAGACUACAUUCUCAAAGUGCUUUGCCCAACAUAGACUGGAAGGACGAUAACGGACAUUUUGGAAACGAGGUGAGGGAUCUGGUUUCAAUGUCAACAAGCAAAAUGAAGAGGACUCACUCGGUGUAUAAAAAAUAAAAACAUAAGCACACUGAAUUGAUUCUUUCGGAUGCAUGGUAUUUUACCUUAAGUUGCUCCUUUUUGUGUAACACCCCAUAGAUGUUUUAUACCUCAUUCAGUUUUAUUUUCUCUGUGUUGCAACAUGGUGAUUUCACAAACCUUGUGUAUUUGACAACUUCAGGUAUUGUUUUAUUGUUUUUACUUUAAGUGCAGUGUAAAAUACAGUACUCAAAGUCACAAGAAAGAUACUCAUACAUUCUAGUGUUGCAUUUACUAUAUG